CCCGCAAACCCUUCCGCCCUUGCCAGCAAUGAGUCUUAAAUCGGAUGGCCGUUAAUUCAUGGAAGAUAAAUCGAUUCCAGAAAAAAAAAGCGGAGGAAAUGAGACCGAAAUGACAUAUUAAAGUAGUUGUAGCAGCUUGAGAAUGCAGACUGAAUCUUUUACAAUUGUGACUCAGGCUCAGUUUGCACAACAAUAUAGAGAGUAUUUGGAGGCAAAUGGAAUUUUGGACACAGCCUAUCGCCUCCAGAAGCAGCCUGAUGGAACAGUGGCAUUGCCUGUGCUUUACAGUAAACUCAGUCAGCACCACCUUCUCAACCUGUGUAAUUCUGUGGCUCUGGGCAGCACCUGUACUAUCACAAAAAUAAAGAACCCAAUACUAUCCAAGAAGUCUUCAGUAAAAUCCUGCCACAAACAAAUGCAGGAGGAGCUGUCUGAAUUGGUGAAGCAUGCUGGAGUAUCAUGGACUCAUCAACUGAAGCAUGACCUGCCUCGAGUGUGGAAGCGGCAUGGAGACAUGAUUAUUCUGAAUGAAAGUGCAUUCCAGGCAGAUAUUUGGAAAACCUUGGAGCCAGGACUGUGGCUGGUGGUUGCUAAUGUACUUGGAGCAAAACGCAUUGCAAAAGCUGGUAGAGUAUCUGCUGAUGGCUUUCGGACUCCAAAGGUGACUUUACUGCUGGGGAAUGAUGCCUGGGUUCACCAUAUUGACAAUGGCAUCAGGUAUACAUUUGAUGUCACCAAAUGCAUGUUCUCCUCAGGAAACAUCACAGAGAAGCUUCGGGUCAGCUCAUUUGAUUGUACGGGGGAGGUGGUUGUGGAUCUGUAUGCAGGCAUUGGUUAUUUUACAUUACCAUUUCUCAUGCAUGCGGGUGCAGCAUUUGUCCAUGCCUGCGAAUGGAAUCCACACGCAGUUGCUGCACUCUUAAAGAAUCUGGAAUUGAACAAAGUAUUGCAUCGCUGUAAAGUCCACAAAGGUGACAACCGACAGCUGUCUCUACGCAAUCUGGCAGAUCGAGUGAAUUUGGGACUCAUUCCAAGUUCAGAAGAAGGAUGGCCUGUAGCGUGCCAGUUGUUAAGAGAGGAUAAGGGAGGGAUUUUCCACAUUCAUCACAAUAUUAGCCUGUACGGUGAAAACAGAAAUGCACACUUCGACAGGCAGAAUUUUGAUAGCAGUUCUUCUAAAGCACAGCAACAGUAUUUAACUGCAGAGCUUCCAGCUUCAAGUAUUGAGAGAUCUGGGAGUAGUUCCGAUUCUACAACUCCAACAUUCACAUCAUCAUUGAAAAAGGAUGCAAAUGAAGAAAGCAUAUACAACUUAAGAUGGAAAGGACCAGGCAACCAGUCAAAAAUUGAAAAAGGAGUAUUUACCUAUCCGGAGUGGCAAGCUUGGGCAGAGACAGUUGCAUUAAGGAUUAAGUGUUUAUUAGAAACUCUCCAUGCAAAGCCAUGGUGGACAAAUAUCUUACAUCUUGAACAUGUGAAGUCUUAUGCACCUCAUGUUGAUCAUGUUGUACUGGACUUGGAAUGUAGACCAUGCGAUGUGAAUUUAUAAACUGAAAAUAUUGGGCUUUUUCCCAAAUUUUGUAAUCCAUGAAAGUUGAGAAACUGAAAAUGCCUGUAUUUAUCCAUGUUACACUUAGCGUCUUUCUGUCGUUAACUGGUAUUAUCCUAUAUAUCUUUUAAUGGCCUGAUUUGCACCCCAGCCUUCUGUUUUGUACAUUUUUAAAAAAAUAUUUUACGUGUAACAUCUUAUGUUCAAUUAUCAUUUAAUUUUACAGUUUAUCUUUGCUUUUCUAAUUGUUUUUGUUGACUACUGUCCUAAUCUCUCUAUUUUGUUCUUAUGGCUUUAUUCAUCCAUGUUGUCUCAUUAGUAUUUAAUUUGUUCUUUCUUUUUGACAGAGCACUUUCUUCUGUACUCUGAAAUAUAUAAGAUGUUGUUCAACACUGUCCUAUAUUGUUAUUUGUUGAUAAUGAAUACAUAACAGUCGUGUCAAAAUAA
Messenger RNA from Chiloscyllium plagiosum (whitespotted bambooshark), 1996 nucleotides. RefSeq names its product tRNA wybutosine-synthesizing protein 2 (gene tyw2). The record is from RefSeq and is a predicted model, not a curated record. Lineage: Eukaryota; Metazoa; Chordata; Chondrichthyes; Orectolobiformes; Hemiscylliidae. Gene Ontology annotation, cellular component: cytoplasm. Gene Ontology annotation, biological process: wybutosine biosynthetic process; tRNA methylation. Gene Ontology annotation, molecular function: tRNA methyltransferase activity.